This is a messenger RNA of Schistosoma intercalatum, 378 nucleotides long. The record is from the annotation of a GenBank genome assembly. NCBI's taxonomy places the organism in Eukaryota, Metazoa, Platyhelminthes, Trematoda, Strigeidida, Schistosomatidae.
AUGAGGCAUAGCUUUGCAACUGGCCAGUUUGUACUGAUCUAUUCGAUCAUCGUACUAAUUUAUAAAUUCUUCGACUGUCAUGACAUUUGCACAAAACCUGAAUUACGGUAUUACGAAGAAGUAAUUUUUGAAAGUGAUGCAUAUGAGUAUUCUCAUCACUAUUAUUAUUCCCAGACAAUCCGCUCUAAUCAGUCUCUUCCAGUUAUUCGCGGCAGGUUUGAAACGUUGAAUGCUGAUAAAGAAAUUUAUGCGAAAUUCCCGUUUACGUUUUACGGUGCUACAGUCAUCAAAUUCCAAUUACGCACUUCUGAGGAAUUAUUAGCCGUCAGACAAUACUCUUCUCCAGAAGCUGAUGGUAAAAAUUUCCAAGGUGAUUGA